Messenger RNA from Ricinus communis (castor bean), 900 nucleotides. RefSeq names its product acetylserotonin O-methyltransferase-like. Gene Ontology annotation, molecular function: O-methyltransferase activity; S-adenosylmethionine-dependent methyltransferase activity. Bases 393 to 725 code for a protein of 110 amino acids. The record is from RefSeq and is a predicted model, not a curated record. The transcript has a single exon. Lineage: Eukaryota; Viridiplantae; Streptophyta; Magnoliopsida; Malpighiales; Euphorbiaceae. Gene Ontology annotation, biological process: methylation.
GCAAUUUGUAUAUUACACAAAAAUCAUGAGGCAAAUAAUAUAAAACUAAACCUAAUAAUUUGAUAAAAUCAAGCUUGCUAACGAGCUUAAAUUAAGUCAAGGCCGAGCUUAGCUCGUUUAUAUAAAAAAAACUUUAAAACCCUAUUAGCUAUAUUAAUGAUAAAUCUUCAUCUCUUUUUUUUUUUUUUUUUUAUAUUCUUUGAUCCCAAAAGAUAAUUUACUUUCAUUUUAUAUAUAAAUUAAGAAAUGUAGGUUUUUGUAGAUUAAUAUUAUUAAUUUUUAUAAUUUUUCAAUUGUCUAAAACAGACAAUACUUUUUUUUCUUUUUGGCCUGUUCUACAUUAUAAGUCCUUUUUUUUUUUCUAAUUGUUAGCCCACCAUAUUAUACAAUCCAUGAUAAGUCAUUUUUGUUAUUUGUAUCAAUUGCAGUGGGUUCUACAUGAUUGGAACGAUGAUGAAUGCAUCCAAAUCCUGAAGAAAUGCAAGGAAGCUGUUCCAGAAGAUAAUGGGAAGGUGAUAAUCGUUGAAGCUGUGAUUGGUGAAGCGAAGGACGACAAGUUUGAGUAUGUUAGGCUGAUGCUAGAUAUAGUGAUAAUGGCUCACACUAAUACAGGUAAAGAGACGACCUCAAAGGAAUGGGAAUCUGUUAUUCAGAAGGCUGGCUUUCGCUCUCACACUAUCAAACCCAUUGGUGCUGUGCAAUCUAUUAUUGAAGCCGUCCCUUGAUGUUUAAAGCAAUUGUGGGCUUGCUUAAAAAUUUCCUUUUAUUAUUGAAACCAAUAAUGGCAUGUGCCAAUUAAUUAUUAAAUCUUUCUUUUUCUUUUUUCUUUCUUAUGUUUGUUUGCCUGUUGUGAUUUGGAUGUAUUGCACCCAAGAUAUAUGCGGUGGGAUUUGCUGCUAA